AAAUGCAACAUUCCAACCUGUUUUUUUAUUCAUUCAAUUCAUCUCAACCUCUUCUCUUCCUUCUUUUUUCCUUCUCAUCUUCUUUGUUGUCUAUUCCUCUUUCCCAGAAGUUUGGGUAACCACCACAUAUCUCAAAGCUUCAACCUAUGGCUUCGUAUGAAAACCAAGGAAAGCCUCUACCCAAGUUCGGGGAAUGGGAUGUGAAUGAUCCUGCCUCAGCUGAAGGAUUCACUGUUAUAUUCAACAAGGCCAGAGAUGAGAAAAAAACUGGUGGAGGAGGAUCCCAGCGCAUUACGUCGCAACGAAGAUCCGAUUCGCGCAAGGAUGAUGAUAAAUCUUCCAAGAAAAAGUGGUUUUGCUUUAAACCUUAAACAAGGAUGAUGUCUGUUAUGCUGCUUGGGACGGAUAACAUGAUUCUCUUCAGUUUUCUUCAGAGGCCACAUUUGUUGCCAGAUCACUGAUUAGAGAUGAUGAAAAGAAUGAAAAUAGUUGCAGCCUGCUGGAAUCCCUGGUUUAACUUCUAGUUGUUUCCUUGUUUUCUACCCUUCGCCACCUAAUUCAUACAUUUAAUUAAUGGAUUUAGCUACUUGUACGCACCAGCCCCAAAAGCAAAUAUGUAAAUAGGUGUAUCAAUGACUAUUUUAUUAUGCAAUUACAGAGAGGAGAUAAAUGAGUUUUUAUUAUAUUCAUGAAUCAUGAUGUUGAUGCGCUCAA
This is a messenger RNA of Lotus japonicus, 714 nucleotides long. Its product is annotated as protein NOI4-like. Lineage: Eukaryota; Viridiplantae; Streptophyta; Magnoliopsida; Fabales; Fabaceae. The transcript has 3 exons. The coding region runs from base 147 to 371 and encodes 74 amino acids. The record is from RefSeq and is a predicted model, not a curated record.